Messenger RNA from Acanthosepion pharaonis, 2403 nucleotides. The record is from the annotation of a GenBank genome assembly. Lineage: Eukaryota; Metazoa; Mollusca; Cephalopoda; Sepiida; Sepiidae.
AUGAUAUACUUUUUUUUUUUCAGAAAAUGCCUCCUUGAUAUCCCGGAGAGAUAUCUUCUUCUUCUGAACAGGCCGUGCCUGGGGGACAUGUUCACCACGUCUUGUGCUCUUUUUCUGUCAUCUUUGCACCUGUGUCUAUGCGUCGACCUCAUCUACUACGCCACAGAAGGUAAAAAUCCAGGGACCUUCCUGGGGGAUCUAGCAGCAGAUACGAAUCUCAUGGAAGAGAAUGACCAUAAUUCCAUUAGCUUCAUCCAGUUGGGAGAAGACGUCAUGGACAGCUUUCAUUUGUUCCGCGUUUCAAAAACGACCGGGAAAUUGUACACGGCUCAAAUGCUGGACGCUGAGUCUCUCUGCAAGCGUAACACCGAAUGUUUUCGGACAGUGGAUGUUGCCGCCCAGCAAGGCGAGACAUUCAUGCAGAUAUUAGAAAUUAAGAUAAUAAUACAAGAUAUAAACGACCAUCAUCCGAAAUUUCCAGUCAAGCAAGUGGAUAUUGAAUUUUCUGAAGAUGAUAGGAAGGGUCGAGGACGCUUGAUCCCCAGCGCCAUCGACCAGGACGUCAGUUUUCUCAAUUCCCAGAUCACGUACGAACUGAGGAAAAAAGUAAAACCUUUCACGUUGAGUAUUUCAAAUCGUGUCGACGGUACGGUCGACCUGCUGAUAAGUCUUGAAGACAAUCUGGAUAGGGAAGUGACUGACGCUUAUGACCUACAAGUUGUAGCCAAAGACAAAGGUACACCCGCAAAGCAGGCCAUAUUGAACGUCAGAGUAUCUGUGUUGGAUGUGAACGACAAUAUUCCAGUCUUCCCCCAAAAUCUUUACAAUGUCUCCGCCAUCAAUGAACAUUAUAGCUCAAUGCCAUUGGUCGUUCUUUCCGCUACAGAUUCGGACUUAGGUAAAAACGGCGAGGUGUCGUAUCGUUUCAGCUCCCAGACACCUGAAAAUAUUAGAAGUCAUUUCGAAUUGCAAGAGACAACGGGUGAGAUUUUUCUCUGCAAGAAAUUCGUGCCAGGCCAGGAACUCAAAUCGAAGCUUUACGUGAAGGCUGUCGACGGGGGUACUCCACCUCUGAGUUCAGUCGUUAUGGUGCUGGUCAACGUGAUAAGCCAACAAAACAACGAACCGAUCAUAGAUAUAAAUUUUGUGUCUGUGUCGACCGGAAAGAUCGCCACCAUUUCCGAAGGUGUCCGAGUUGGUAGCUUUAUUGCCUAUGUGAAAGUCACUGAUCACGACGUGGGACUUAAUGGCGAAGUCGCUUGUAAUAUCCAGCAUGAGAAAUUUCAGCUUCAGGAUCUAAGUCCCAAAAAAUAUAAAGUGACCAUAAAACAAUCUUUAGACCGAGAAACAGAAACUCAUCACGACGUCACUAUCCGUUGCCAGGAUAAAGGUUCCCCUCCGUUGCACCGUGAAAGUAAAUUUUCCAUCCAGGUUUUAGAUAUCAACGACGUAUUACCAACAUUUUCCAAACAUACGUUCCAUUUUUGGACGGCCGAGAAUCAGAGAUCUAAAGUUCUUGUUGGUUACAUCACGGCCACAGACCCAGAUCUCGGACCAGGCGGACAGCUGACAUAUACGAUGUUGAAAAGUCAAGAACAGUUAUUACCUUUUCAUUUAACAGACGACGGGUUCAUAUCCACCACGUCAUCUCUCGAUCACGAACUUAAAGACGUCUACAAAUUUCGGGUGCUAGUUAGGGAUAACGGGACGCCAUCUUUGAAUAGCACAGCGGACGUCGUCAUUGAAGUUACGGAUGUGAACGACAACGCCCCGUAUUUCACCUUCCCCGGUGUCAACCCGUUCACGUUUGAGUUCAACUAUCAUCCGCGUAGUAAAAACAACAUCACCAUGUUAAAGGCGUCGGACAGUGAUAGCAGAGAAAAUGCUUUUCUUAAAUAUGAAAUAACGACAGGAAACGAGAAGCAGUUAUUCACGAUCAACAGAUACACUGGGUUGUUAUCUUUCACUCGUGUGCCGUCUCAAGAGGACGCUGGAUUUUACGAUCUACACUUCGCCGUAAAAGACAGCGGUAGACCCGUCCGGUCGGCAGAAACAGUGGUCUCUCUAAUGCUGAUCGUUAGUAACGACACGUCCGAGCUGCAUUUCAUGGAUAUAUCCAAAUCGGAAGAGGCGAUGGAUGUAGGUCUGCUUAUUCUCACUGUCUUGUUGGCCGUAGUAGCCUCCAUAGCUCUUGUGAUCCCUAUCACUAUUUGUAUUAUUAGAUACAAUGACCGAAGGAACGCGUCUCGUAGAAACCAGGUCAACCCGAAUCCGUGCACCAAAUGUACGACAGAACCGGAACCGGAAAUGGAAGAAGAAAGUCAGCAUCCGGCUACUGGAGGGACGGCCAUGAUUCUCCAAACGACAACUACCGAGGUACAAAAAAAAAGUGAAAAAGAAUAA